AUGAUCCGAGGAUUUUUAGGUUUGAAGAAGAGAUCAAAGAGUAACACAUCUUCAGAACAGGACCAAGAUGCUGCAACGCUGCAGGGUAGAGCAAGUUUAGACUUUCCAACUUCCUCACCCGAUACUAGACUUAGUAAUGAUGAAGGAUCAAGACCUUCAUUAGAUCCUAUUUCUCAAAGUACCUCUCCGAAGAGAAAAUCGUUUCUUAGUUUUAGAAGAUCCAUCGACAAGACCCCAGAGCACAACAACAAGACUGUAUCAUCAAGCAAUUCGGAUGAACCCAAAAAAUCACUAGACGCUACUCCCAACAAGAAAAACAACAAGGACCACAAAAAAGUACAAAUUCAGGAACAGAAGGAUGAUAGUGAUGAUAGUGAUAAUGAAUUGAAUAAUAUAAUAGAAUCACAAUUACAAAGCGCAAAUAAUGGCCCUAUCUAUUACUCGUCAUAUUCAGUAGAAACAACAGAGCAUACAUCGAUGAAGGCAAUCAAACCCUUCAAAUAUAUUUCAAUCGGAGAGAUUAAAUUACUAAAUAUCAAAGAAGGCUCCAACACACCAUCAAAUAAGUCGGAACUGUAUAUUGUGGCUGAAAUGGUUCAAGACUUUACAUUAACAGAAUUUACCUACAAAUUACCGUUAAUGACCAAACAUGAAUUUUUGGAAUGGAAAGAUUUCAAUUUAGAAUUUAUUUACAACAUGACAAACAAGAAAUCAUUGAUGAGAUCAAGUUAUUCAAUUCGAGAUCUGUCCGAGUUGGAAAAUUCGCCAGCGAACCGAACUGAUCAUUUUGACAACUUGAUUAUUCCAAGCAAACAAAUGGUCGAUGACUUGACCAAGAAUUAUAUCAGUAUCAAAGUUUUUGAAAAAGAACCAAGUUCUAGGAAUGAUAUACUUGUGGGAUUUUGUUGUAUUGAUUUGUUUACCAUUGCUCUUCAUCCAUUAAUUGAUUUCAUUGGAGUUUCACUUACAAAGGAUGAAAAAACUCUAGAAACUAGUGAUUAUAUCAUCUCCUUCUCCAUUUCUACUUCCCUUCAUCCACCUACUAAGUCUUCUAACAGUUAUUGGUAUAAUCAUGAGGACAGUCUUAUCAUUCAAGGCCAAUAUAUUUCACCGUUCCCAUUUGAAGUCUUACCAAGGCCUAAUGAGUUAUAA
Naegleria fowleri is the source of this 1152-nucleotide messenger RNA. RefSeq lists its product as uncharacterized. The transcript has a single exon. NCBI's taxonomy places the organism in Eukaryota, Heterolobosea, Eutetramitea, Acrasida, Naegleriidae. The coding region runs from base 1 to 1152 and encodes 383 amino acids. The record is from RefSeq and is a predicted model, not a curated record.